UAUUUGUCACGUGGGCCUGGAAGGCCCGAUAGCUUGCGUGGUUUUCUUCUCUGAAAUUCCCUUUCAUGUAAAACCUACCACAAUUUUCGCCAUUGCAGAUUGGAGCUUUAGCUGUUGUGCCAACUCUAUAGACAAUUAUAAUUGAGGAAGGUUAUAUACACCAUGGUCAAUGCCACCAAAGGAGUCUUCAUUUCCUGUGACAUUCCCAUGGCACAAUAUAUCAUCAAUAUGAAUGCUUCAUUUCCUGCAUCUGAUAAGUUCAUAAUACAUGUCUUGGAUAGCACCCACAUGUUUGUCCAACCUCAUGUUGAGGGAAUGAUACGGAGUCAAAUCGCCAAGUUUAGAGAGGACAACACAUAUGUCAAACCUAAUUGAUUAUGCAUAGCUUUUAUGGCCUUCUCAAUUUCUAUCUCCCAGCAACGGUUGCAGUGCUAUGUAAGAGCAUUUAGUGUUCUUUAUAUUUUUUUUUAUAGUACGCAGGGAAAAACGAUAUGUAAUAAGUAUAAUUUUCCCUUUCUAAAAGUAAUUCUGUUGCUCCCUC
This is a messenger RNA of Vigna angularis (adzuki bean), 541 nucleotides long. RefSeq names its product general transcription and DNA repair factor IIH subunit TFB5. The transcript has 3 exons. The coding region runs from base 163 to 375 and encodes 70 amino acids. The record is from RefSeq and is a predicted model, not a curated record. Gene Ontology annotation, cellular component: transcription factor TFIIH core complex; transcription factor TFIIH holo complex. Lineage: Eukaryota; Viridiplantae; Streptophyta; Magnoliopsida; Fabales; Fabaceae. Gene Ontology annotation, biological process: transcription by RNA polymerase II; nucleotide-excision repair; transcription initiation at RNA polymerase II promoter.